AUGUUCGCACGAUACACACUCCGAUCUGCCCAGCCUCUAGCACAGAGCGUGCGGAAAUAUUCAUCCGAAGCCCCCGCAAAAAAUGUAUUGCGGACUUCCCUAUAUACCGGUCUUGUUUUUGCAGCAGGCGCGGGCUUCUAUUACUGGCAAAAUAUCUCCGCGAAACCAGUGGUUGAGCUGAAGGAACGAAACGCAGUUCUUAAAGGAGGGGAUCAAGGAUGGGUUGGCUUGAGGCUGGUCGGCAUUGAGAACGUCAGCCAUAAUGUCAAGAAAUUACGAUUUGAGUUUGAGGAUCCCGAGAGCGUUUCUGGAGUUCAUGUUUCUUCCGCCGUUCUGACGAAAUAUAAGGGACCUAAGGACGAGAAACCAACUAUCCGUCCUUACACUCCCAUCAGUGACGAAGACCAACCUGGCUACCUCGAGCUGCUGGUGAAGAAGUAUCCCAACGGCCCAAUGUCCACGCACCUUCACAACAUGGCGGUUGGACAACAGCUUGACUUUAAGGGCCCCAUCCCCAAGUAUCCGUGGGAAACAAGCAAGCACGACCACAUCUGCAUGAUUGCAGGAGGCACGGGUAUCACACCCAUGUAUCAACUAAUCCGCAAGAUCUUCAGGAACCCAGAUGACAAGACGAAGGUAACCCUUGUCUUCGGAAACGUCACAGAGGAUGAUAUCCUUUUGAAGAAAGAGUUGGAAAAGCUCGAAAACACCUACCCGCGACGCUUCCGUGCAUUCUACACCCUGGACAAACCGCCCAAGGACUGGCCACAGGGAACUGGUUUCAUCACUAAGGAAUUGCUCAAGACAGUGCUCCCUGAACCGAAGACGGAAAAUAUCAAGAUCUUUGUCUGCGGCCCUCCGGGGAUGUACAAGGCCAUCAGUGGGCCGAAGGUCAGUCCAAAGGAUCAAGGAGAGCUUACCGGUAUGCUGCAGGAUCUUGGGUAUACCAAGGAUCAGGUUUACAAGUUCUAG
Molecule: messenger RNA, 972 nt
Organism: Paracoccidioides brasiliensis Pb18
Product: NADH-cytochrome b5 reductase 2
Exons: 4
Coding region: 1-972 (323 amino acids)
Biological process (GO): ergosterol biosynthetic process
Molecular function (GO): cytochrome-b5 reductase activity, acting on NAD(P)H
Source: RefSeq, a predicted model, not a curated record